UGCUGAGUGAAUCAUAUUUAUGCUCUCAUUUUGGCAUGUGUUUUGAUAAUGCACUCUUGGUUCUAAAGUGAUAUUACAACAAUACUAUUCGGCCUAUCCCUGGGAGAUUGUUUUUCUUCGAGGCUAAUCAUCAUCAGCUAUAAGUACUUGAACAUAAGAUUUCUGUGAUUAGUUUUACUUUGUCCCAAAUAUACAGCAAUAGCCUAUCCCAUCUCAUUAUAUUGGCAGCAAACCCUGCAGUGUUCUCCAUCCAAAAUGGCUGCGGAGGAGGAGAGCAAUAGCAGAGCUCCAUGUCUCAAUUUCUCCAGUCCGGGACCGCUGGGUAAUGCUCAGCCGAGCAACAACGCCCAUUCCUCGCCCGCUACAAAUGAGGGGUCAGCGGGUGCAACUGUCGGGGCACCACGGACAGCGGGACACUCAAACCCUCAACCAGGCCCUGACCGUGGCGGUGGCACCGAUGUCAGAGUAGAGCAUUCCCCGAAUAGGCAACACACUACGCCACAGUCAGCGGGUCCGAGUGCCACGGCUGCCCGGGCACCGACAGUCGCAGGAGGAGCUGCGACAAACAUGACAGCAUCCUCCGUGGAGUCCCCGAACAUUCCAUCCUCACUUCCCAGUAGCCCUGCAUCUGCGGCCGUAUUGGUUUAUCGGGAGCCAGUGUACAAUUGGCAGGCCACAAAAAACACCGUGAAAGAAAGGUUUGCGUUUCUGUUCAACAACGAGGUGCUGAGUGACGUGCAUUUUCUGGUGGGGAAGGGAAUGGGAGUGCAGCGGAUACCAGCACACAGAUUUGCCCUUGCCGUAGGAAGUGCAGUAUUCGAUGCCAUGUUCAAUGGCGGUAUGGCCACCACCUCUACUGAGAUCGAGCUGCCUGACGUGGAGCCGGCUGCAUUCCUUGCCCUGCUCAAGUUCCUGUACUCAGAUGAGGUGCAGAUAGGACCCGAGACUGUGAUGACCACACUGUACACAGCCAAGAAGUAUGCAGUGCCGGCCCUAGAGGCCCACUGUGUGGAGUUCCUCAAGAAGAAUCUACGUGCUGACAAUGCCUUCAUGUUGCUCACUCAGGCGCGGCUCUUUGACGAACCUCAGCUGGCCAGCCUCUGUCUGGAGAACAUCGACAAGAACACUGUGGAUGCACUCGCUGCUGAGGGCUUCACUGAUAUUGAUCUAGACACGCUGGUGGCGGUGCUGGAGAGGGACACUCUGGGGGUGCGGGAGGUACGUCUGUUUGGGGCUGCGGUGCGCUGGGCGGAGGCAGAAACGCAGAGGCAGCAGUACCAGCCCACUCCGGAGAACAAGCGCAAAGUGCUGGGCAAAGCCCUGGUCCUUAUCCGCUUCCCUCUCAUGACCAUCGAGGAAUUUGCUGCAGGUCCAGCCCAGUCUGGUAUUCUUAGUGACCAGGAGGUGGUGAGCCUGUUCCUUCACUUCACGGUGAACCCCAAGCCUCACGUGGAGUUCAUCGACCGGCCUCGCUGCUGCCUGCGGGGGAAGGAGUGCAGCAUCACACGCUUCGGACAGGUGGAGAGCCGCUGGGGCUACAGCGGGACCAGUGACUGUAUCCGGUUUUCAGUGAAUCGGAGGAUAUUUGUGGUUGGAUUUGGCCUCUAUGGUUCGAUACAUGGUCCGACAGACUACCAAGUCAAUAUACAGGUCAUUCACACAGACAGCAACACUGUCCUGGGUCAGAACGACACAGGCUUCAGCUGCGACGGUUCCUCCAACACAUUCCGGGUCAUGUUUAAGGAACCAGUGGAGAUCCUGCCCAGUGUCAACUACAUCGCGUGUGCCACCCUCAAGGGACCAGACUCGCACUAUGGCACCAAAGGAAUGCGUAAAGUGACCCACGAAGCCCCUGCCACCGGCACCAAGACCUGCUUCACCUUCUGCUAUGCUGCAGGAAACAACAACGGCACUUCAGUAGAGGACGGACAGAUCCCUGAGGUCAUCUUCUACACAUAAUGAAUCUCCUCUGACCUCCAAACCAAGGACGGACUAUAUGUGGGUCCCAAAUGACACCUUAUUGCCCAUAUAGUGCAAAGUAAUACUUCAGGCAAUAGUACAGCGCCUCUAUUCCUCAUUAGUCUUUACUACUACUACUACACAUCAAAGGGUUGUCCUCUAAAGCUGGUUACACAGGCAGACUAAUUCAAUAUUUUUUUCCACUAAUUGGUCUUUUGACCAAUCAGAUCAUCGUGAUUGUUCAUAAGAGCUAGUGGAAUAUCAGAAUUGUGUAAAAUCAGCCUAUGAAUGGUAAGCCUAACCAGGACCUGGUUGUUACAAACUUCUGAUAUUCAUGUUGGAUCUUUGUGCAUACAGUAUUGAAUGGGUAAUUGUUUUGGAAGUGGACUUCAGUUCAGUGUUUCCACCAAUAAGCACACUUUUGUAGCCCUGGAUAAGCACACCUGAUUCAACUUGUCAACUAAUCAAGCCCCUGAGUUGGUGAGUUUUUGUCGAGGGCUACAACAAAGUGUUAGGGAUACCCAAGGACUGGAGUUGGGAAAUGCUGCUUUAGUGGUUGUGUCCAUCGUUCCUGUCUAUACUUAUUUCCUUCACAUCAGUCAUGUCAGGUAAUUAACAGAUGAGAAAUCUGGGGAAAAAGUCUACCUAUACCUCAGUGAAAGAAGUCCCCAAAUGGUUGUUAGGUUUAAUCUUAACCGCUUCCAAAUGGCUGUGUAGAAUUGUGAAAGCGCAGAAAUUGAAUUUUUCAAUUGAUAAAAUGAUUUAGUUGCACUGAUGCACUUUGACAGGAAACAGACAAUUAAACCUUGCCUGCAAAUUCACUAUAUUAUAAAAUGGAGUAAUCCCUGAAAUAAAUUGAAAUUCAAUACAUUUCAGGAACUGUUGGCCUACCUGGUGAAUCAAACAUGUUACUCUCAGUAUAGUGAACCAAAAUUGGAAUAGAUGAAAAUGAACAAUUGUCAUUUAAUGUAUGGUGAAUUGACCACUGCUUUACAGUUAGCUUAGACCUGUAAAUAGUAAAAUAAAGCAAGGGUCUUGUUA
This is a messenger RNA of Oncorhynchus tshawytscha (Chinook salmon), 3000 nucleotides long. RefSeq names its product BTB (POZ) domain containing 2a (gene btbd2a). The transcript has 10 exons. The record is from RefSeq and is a predicted model, not a curated record. Gene Ontology annotation, molecular function: protein binding. Bases 256 to 1959 code for a protein of 567 amino acids. Gene Ontology annotation, biological process: neurogenesis. Gene Ontology annotation, cellular component: cytosol; P-body. NCBI's taxonomy places the organism in Eukaryota, Metazoa, Chordata, Actinopteri, Salmoniformes, Salmonidae.